CUUGCAAUCUAGUUUGUCUCUUUCCAACAAAGCGCACCUAGCAGUAGCACCUUUAGCUGUUUGAUCGACGUAACGGACCAGGGAAACUGCUUGACAAAAUGUAUUCGAAAAGUAUUGGGGAACGCCAAGCCGUUAAAGAACAUGUUUUGGCUGUUUCAAGAGACUUCGUUUCGCAGCCACGACUUACAUAUAAAACAGUAUCAGGUGUAAAUGGUCCAUUGGUGAUAUUAGAUGAAGUCAAAUUUCCAAAGUUUGCAGAAAUUGUACAAUUAAAACUUGCUGAUGGAUCUAUCAGAUCAGGUCAAGUUUUGGAAGUCUCUGGAUCUAAAGCAGUGGUUCAAGUAUUUGAGGGUACUUCCGGUAUUGAUGCAAAAAAUACUCACUGUGAAUUCACUGGUGACAUUCUUCGGACUCCUGUGUCUGAAGACAUGUUGGGCCGUGUGUUUAACGGUUCUGGAAAACCAAUCGAUAAAGGUCCCCCAAUUCUUGCGGAAGAUUUCUUGGACAUUGAGGGACAGCCUAUUAAUCCCUGGUCACGUAUCUAUCCCGAAGAGAUGAUCCAAACUGGUAUUUCAGCAAUUGAUGUUAUGAAUUCUAUUGCCCGUGGUCAAAAGAUUCCUAUUUUCUCUGCUGCUGGUUUACCACAUAAUGAGAUUGCUGCACAAAUUUGUCGUCAAGCUGGUCUUGUAAAAUUGCCUGGAAAAUCAGUUUUGGACUCUCAUGAGGACAAUUUUGCUAUUGUAUUUGCAGCUAUGGGUGUAAAUAUGGAAACUGCUCGUUUCUUCAAACAAGAUUUUGAAGAGAAUGGUUCUAUGGAAAAUGUGUGCCUAUUUUUGAAUUUAGCCAAUGAUCCUACCAUUGAAAGAAUCAUUACUCCACGACUUGCUUUAACUGCUGCUGAAUUUUUGGCUUAUCAAUGUGAAAAGCACGUUUUAGUUAUACUUACUGACAUGUCUUCUUAUGCUGAAGCUCUUCGUGAGGUAUCAGCUGCUCGUGAAGAGGUACCCGGUCGUCGUGGUUUCCCUGGUUACAUGUACACUGAUUUGGCAACAAUAUACGAACGUGCAGGGCGAGUAGAAGGUCGAAAUGGUUCUAUUACUCAAAUUCCAAUUCUGACUAUGCCAAACGAUGAUAUUACUCAUCCUAUUCCUGAUUUAACUGGAUAUAUUACCGAAGGACAAAUUUACGUUGAUCGUCAGCUUCAUAACAGACAAAUUUAUCCACCUGUUAAUGUACUUCCAUCUUUAUCUCGACUUAUGAAAUCUGCUAUUGGUGAGGGCAUGACGCGAAAAGAUCACUCUGAUGUAUCUAAUCAAUUGUACGCUUGUUAUGCUAUUGGAAAAGACGUACAAGCUAUGAAGGCUGUUGUUGGUGAGGAAGCCUUAACACCAGAUGAUUUGUUAUACUUAGAAUUCCUUUCCAAGUUUGAGAAGAACUUCAUUUCUCAAGGAAGUUAUGAAAAUCGUACCGUCUUCGAAUCGUUGGACAUCGGUUGGCAACUACUACGUAUUUUCCCUAAGGAGAUGCUUAAGCGAAUUCCUGCUAGCACCCUUGCCGAAUUUUAUCCAAGAGAUUCGCGUCAUUAAUUUUCUCAAUCCUUUAAUUCAAUUAUCUUUUUCAUGAAUUUAUGAGAAAGAAUGUAAAUGAAAUAUGGUAAGAAUAAAAAGACCUGACCCGUUAAGAACAAAAGUAGGUUGUUUAUAGUAUGAUGAAAUUGUAAGUACAAGAUCAAUAAAUGCUUUUUAUGUUAAUGAAAAUUUAAAAGGUAAA
Messenger RNA from Megachile rotundata (alfalfa leafcutting bee), 1770 nucleotides. It is a transcript of the gene Vha55, whose product is annotated as V-type proton ATPase subunit Vha55. Gene Ontology annotation, molecular function: ATP binding; proton-transporting ATPase activity, rotational mechanism. Gene Ontology annotation, cellular component: proton-transporting V-type ATPase, V1 domain. NCBI's taxonomy places the organism in Eukaryota, Metazoa, Arthropoda, Insecta, Hymenoptera, Megachilidae. The record is from RefSeq and is a predicted model, not a curated record. Gene Ontology annotation, biological process: vacuolar acidification; proton transmembrane transport; ATP metabolic process.